Messenger RNA from Branchiostoma belcheri (Belcher's lancelet), 4285 nucleotides. RefSeq names its product single-minded homolog 1-like. Gene Ontology annotation, biological process: regulation of transcription by RNA polymerase II. The record is from RefSeq and is a predicted model, not a curated record. The transcript is spliced from 10 exons. The coding region runs from base 344 to 2167 and encodes 607 amino acids. Gene Ontology annotation, molecular function: DNA-binding transcription factor activity, RNA polymerase II-specific; protein dimerization activity; RNA polymerase II transcription regulatory region sequence-specific DNA binding. NCBI's taxonomy places the organism in Eukaryota, Metazoa, Chordata, Leptocardii, Amphioxiformes, Branchiostomatidae.
GACGUAGAGAGUGUGUGUGCAUCUCAUUCAGAGUAGAGAGAGAGUGGAGAGAGAGAGAAUGCUCAGUGCAUCGCCCAUAGCGCACUGGUGUCAUCCCCACGGGCACUCUCAAUAACAAAAGCCGGUCCAGGUCACCACUGGGCGCGCAGACGGGACUUUGAGCCGGCGCACACGUACGUACCCGGACGGACGACGUCCACGCCAGACCCUACCGAGUGUCGACACGUCCUUGUCCGGUCAGCGGCACGGGCCCGGGGGGCACAGGAACCUCCGAGCGGUCUCAGAACACAAGAGUUACCGUUACAACUCGGGAGCACGCGGCCUGGCGUAGUAGGUUGAAGCGAUGAAGGAAAAGUCGAAGAACGCUGCCCGGACCCGGCGGGAGAAGGAGAACUAUGAGUUCAGCCUCCUGGCCAAGCUCCUGCCGCUACCGUCUGCCAUCACGUCCCAACUGGACAAGGCAAGCAUCAUCCGUCUCACCACCAGCUACCUCAAGAUGAGGGCCGUGUUCCCCGAAGGACUGGGCGAUGUGUGGGGCCAAAGAAGCAGCAGUAGCUCCGCCAUGGACGCGAUAGGCAAAGAGCUGGGCUCGCACCUCCUACAGACGUUAGACGGUUUCCUGUUUGUGGUAGCGCCAGACGGCAAGAUCAUGUACAUAUCUGAGACGGCGUCCGUACACCUGGGGUUGUCACAGGUGGAGUUGACAGGAAACAGCAUCUAUGAGUACAUCCACCCUGCAGAUCACGAUGAGAUGACGGCUAUCCUCGCUGUACACCAACCCAUCCACACACAUAUCAUGACAGAUUUUGAGUUGGAGAGAUCUUUCUUUAUCCGACUGAAGUGCGUUCUUGCCAAGAGGAAUGCCGGACUCACGUGUGGAGGGUACAAGGUUAUCCACUGCAGUGGUUAUUUGAAGAUUAAACAGUACACCAUGGACAUGGCUCCGUACGAAGGCUGUUACCAGAACAUCGGGCUGGUGGCGGUAGGGCACUCCCUCCCUCCGAGCGCCAUCACCGAGAUCAAACUAUACAGCAACAUGUUCAUGUUCCGGGCAAGUCUGGACCUCAAACUCAUCUUUCUAGACGCCAAGGUAGCGCAGUUGACUGGCUACGAACCACAGGACCUGAUAGAGAAGACCCUAUACCACUACGUACACGGCAGCGACAUCUUCCACCUCAGAUACUCACACCAUCUAUUGCUGAUGAAAGGUCAGGUCACCACCAAGUACUACCGGUUCAUGGCUAAGAACGGCGGCUGGGUGUGGAUCCAGAGUUACGCCACCAUCGUGCACAACAGCCGGUCAUCCAGACCGCACUGCAUCGUCAGCGUCAACUACGUACUCAGUGAUCUAGAGACGAAGGAUCUGCAGCUGUCUAUGGAGCAGUGUGCGCAGCGGAGCACGUUCGGUAUCGGCUCCAUCCAGGACAAGGCGAGAAGCGGCAAGUCCAGAGCCGUCAAGUCGUCCAAGUCGUCCCGCCUGUCCAGGAUGUCCCCGUACCCCCAGGUCUCCGCACAGCCCGACUUCUACUCGGGCAUGGAGAGCUCCAUGGUCGCCCAGCAGCUCUCACCUUGUGAGGUUCCGCCACCGGUCCACGCGUACACAGCUGCUAUGGCCUAUCCAGCGCACGAGGGUCUAGAUAGAUGCGGUACGAUGUACCACACAGGGUACAGUAGUCACCCUUACGACAGCUCCUGUGUGUACCCCUUUGCUGGGAUGGACACGUGCGGACAUUACAUGGAGGAGAGAUCGCACUCCAGUUCUCAAAGGACAUAUCAUUUUGACGAAGAGCGGUACUAUGCCACGCAGGAGUCAGCAACGGGACUGUGGCCGGCACACAGACACGUCACUGUGCGGCAGGAGGAGGCCAUGAUGCCCGGGAAAUUUCACAUGGGGCACCCGGACGAUAGAAGCUACUUCACGGGGCACUGUCGGGCGUCUUGCUGCGAACCCAAACGGUCGACUGACCAAUACAGUACUACAGACCGACGACCAAGCUCUCGCCACUCGGACUGGUCGGACCACAGUCGGCCUCAGGCGGCGUCGGACGCGCGACUGACGCACGGCAGAGGCACGACACCGGGGAUCGUGUUCGUCGGACGGGGACGCGACCAUCCCCGAAGACUCACGCCAGCAGGGCGUGGGGAGAGAUUACCACGGGUCCAGUAAGAUCGACUCCCUCAUCCGCGCGACGCAGCAGCUCAUCAACGAAGAGGAGCAGGUCAAGAAGACGCAAGAAGAGGCCCAGUCCAAGUCAAAAAACGCCGGAACGAAGGACCGCCACGCGGCGGCGGUCGCCUCUGGUAAGUCCCCGAACUGCGACGCGCAGUCACCGGUCACCAGGCUAGCGAGUCAGCCCGACAGCAGACACGGGUCCCCCUACCCCUUAGACUGUACAUCAAGAGGGCAGACCGAACUCAACGGCUCGCCAAACUGUAACGGAGACGACCGGUUCUCCAAGAGCUGCAGGUCAUCAGAGAAAGAUUCUAGCGGCUACUCCACCUCCCUCCACCACCUCAGUAACAUGGUGGAGACCCGGGGACGCGGCAUGAGGCUAGGGUCGGCCGACACUCCCACCAACGGGCUACAUCAGUUCCACAGAACGCGCCUUCAAGGAUCAGCUGAACUCGAUAGAGAGAGACAUGAGGGCCGUACAAGGCAAGCUACAGUACGUACAUCCCGGACACAGACCGGGGGGCGUACACGUCAGACUACCGCUACAGUUACGUCCACAGCCCCGAGGCGCGCUACUACCCACCCAGCAUCCACGGAAGCAUACACGACGGACAGUCCGAAAAGACGAAAAACGCUUGCUCUUACUCGAGUAGUUACAACGACUUGCUCGCAAAUGGCUAUGUAUACUGAUGCGGUGCAGUGUUUGUGUGUUGACACCACUUUCAAGAAACUUGCGAAAUUGUUCUCCGACAUGUUUGAAAAGGUUGUAGAAAGAAAAUGUGUAAAACAUCUGCACUGUGAGUCCAAUGGUAGGUCAUUCUAAAAACGGCAGGCUGCUACCCUGGUAGUAAAAAAUCCGUGUAAAUUUUAAACUGGCGGUCGUUGACAGCAGUAGUCAAUCCAUGGCUGUUAAAGUUUGGGAUAGAAUUACAUGAUUAGUUCGGGAGCCGAAUUCCUGUAUCCACACACACCUCAAACACCGGCGAACUUGUGACAUGGCCGACCAGUGACCCAGUCCCAGACAAGACGCUUCGGUCAAAAGGAAAUUCUUCACAUUUUCGCAUCCCAUUGAGUGCGCUCAGGUACACCUAGCCUGGGGGGAACGUAUGUACUUUGGUCUAAUGCCCAUUAAUUAACACAAUAAAAGUACUGAGCGUCACAGAAAGAGCUCUGAUUGACGUGUUGUAGAUCCUGAGUUGAUGAGGGGGAUAGGUAGUGUAUAAAUCAGCGUAUAAAGUAAGGGAAGAUUGAUGAGAGGAUGGCGGUGCGCCAAGCUGUCUUGGCCGGCCUUACCGUCUGAGUCGGCCCGGUUGUUUGUCUGUCAGUGCCCUGACCCGUGUGUGCGGGGUUCAGCGACAGGUUGGCCCGGUACCCUGUAGAAGACGUUACCCCCAGGAUGACCUCCUAGCUUCCUCACAGUCAACCCUGUUUAUUUGCUUGUCCGAGAAACCUUCUUGCCACUCAAGAAUUCUUCAGUGAAGUCUCAUUCAGACAGUAAUUGAUAGCGUACCAGAAGGGAAGCAAUUUUCAGACGAGAAAAAAAUCUUUCUUUUUCUUCAGAUCUGAAUCAGUUGAAAAGCAAAAUAUUGCUACCAGUGCAAAUGCUACUUUGUUGCCAAAGAUGUUUUUUUGCUUCUUUUCGGGAAGUUUUUCUUUGUUUUUAUUAUUUUCUUUGCAUAUGAUAUAUGCAAUGGAAUAUGGAUGUAUACAAUUUGUAUCUCGUAUCAACGUACAUGUGCAAUUGCUGUUUGAUACAUCAUAUUUACAUGUACAGUCUAUACUCGUGUGUUGGUAUUCAAAAGAGGAAGGGCUUGCCCGGAUCUGUACAUUGAAACUGAUAUAUAAUGUCUGUUUAUUGUCAUGAUACUGUACGAUAAUUCUAGUAUUUAGUUACAAUGUUGUGAUGUAGACACGUAUAUGUACGAAAGGACCACAUGACCGUAGUUGUCAUCGUGUUUGUAAUAGUCAAGAUUUGUAUAUAGGAGGACAGACAGUUGGAAAAUAAUUAUGUACAUAUUUCAAAGAGGUUUUUGAAAUCUUUAUUUCGUAGGCAUGGCAUUAGCGGCUGAGUGUACAUGGGGUCGUUUCUGAUUCUGAGUGCAGGGCUCGAAA